Molecule: messenger RNA, 1213 nt
Organism: Oncorhynchus gorbuscha (pink salmon)
Lineage: Eukaryota; Metazoa; Chordata; Actinopteri; Salmoniformes; Salmonidae
Product: retinoic acid-induced protein 2-like
Exons: 3
Coding region: 236-1213 (325 amino acids)
Biological process (GO): animal organ development
Cellular component (GO): nucleus
Source: RefSeq, a predicted model, not a curated record
CAGAACGACCGCCUUUCUCCAGGCAAGAAACCGUUUUUUGGGGGGGCUGGCUACGGUCUCUACGUUGUAGCGUCGGGACACUGACGAUUUAACAUCGGGCAUAGCAUCAACACGGGCUCUUCUUGUAUGGUUCGGUGCCGGUCUGUGACUCUGCUAAACAGUAACCAUGGCCACAGUAACCAUGGCCCUCCUGUCCUAAGAUCAGACUCCAGUGGAUGUUUUGAGGAAAAAGAAGAUGGAGGAUCUUUUCUCAGAGCAUGUAGCUGACCUUCCUCAGAAUGGGGGAAGUAGUGGAGGAGAAAGAGGUGGUGGAGAGGGGGUCAGAAAGGUAGAGAACACUGUCACCCAGAUUACAAGCGAGGCCUCACGCAUCAGCUCUCCUGGCCAGGCUAAUCAGAAACCAAGCCUUUCACAUAUGGUAACUAUCCCAGCGUCCCCCACCAUGGUCAAUCCCAGCGUUGAGGCUCCAGAAGGGGUGGCUCUCAAGGUGGCUGCCACCGUGCUUCAGCCUCUCUGUCUGGGGGACAGUCCUGUGAUGCUGCCCAUCCACCCCCUCCAACAGAUGGCUGGAGGAACCCCUCCCCAGGGGAUCCCUCCGUACCUCCUGACCCACCAGGGGCCUCUCUCCCUGGGCUCCCUCUCCCAAGGCCCUGGUCUCUCCCUACCUCUGGUCCUGGAGCAGCAUGUGUUCCAGCAUCUGAACACCAUGGGAGCGAUGCUCCAGCAGACUCCCCCCUACCCUUCCCUGUCCUUCCUCCAGAACAAUCUGCUGUGUCACACCCAGCCUCAGACCUCUUCCAUGGCUUCGUUGGCCUUCUGCCAGCCUCCAGCCCUGGAUCAGAAACUACCUGGACCUCCAGCCCAGGACCCAGGUAUUCAUGCCAUCCUCCAGAACCCGACAUUCGCUGCCCUCAUACAGGACCUGUUUUCUGCUCAGACCAACCCCACCUCCUCUUCCUGUCACCCAGCGGGGUCAACCCCAACUGACCCCUUUGCUUCAGCCUCGUUCCCCCCAACCCAACCCCAACCUCCACCCCUCUCCUACCCCUACAGCUCCCCGCUAGCCCCCCUGGUACCCCCUGCCACCCUCCUGGUCCCCUACCCUGUCAUUGUUCCUCUCCCUGUGCCUCUACCCAUCCCUCUCCCUAUCCCCGUCCCACACAGCCAGGAGUCCAAAGGAUUCUCUGACCCUCUAAACCAGCCUGUAUGGUGA